AUGUACAACUCCAUCAAUGCUUUCACUUCAAUGGGAGGGAGGGUAGACAGCAGCAUCAAUCGGGGAAAUGCUCCGUAUGUGUUUAGAUUAAAUGGGCAGAACCACCAUAAAAUUGGCUCAUUGCUUCCGCCAGAAGGCCAACAACCAAGGUUCACCCAGCUUUAUAUUUAUGACACACAGAACGAAGUAUCAAACCGGAUAAACAGCCUCGGAAGUGUGGGAGAAAAACCAGAACUAGACCCUGAAAUUGUAGCAGGAUUAUCAAAGAUGUUUGAUGAGCAUAAUGAACUGGCAAAAGUAUUCAGAAUGGCCAGGGAAAGGUUCCACGAGUCUGAAUUACAACCUGUGAAGAUCCGGUUGAUCGGGACAAGAGCAAAAGAUGGAAGACAAUACAACCUCCCUACCACUUCAGAGGUUGCUGCUUUGAUAGUGGGUACAGGUGAUACAGAAAAAGGGCCUAGGGAUGUGAUUAUCGAGGACAAACACUUUGGACUGAAAAGGAUAUCCGAGCUUCACCCAAGUUCCAUGGAAAUGCAAUAUCCGCUUCUUUUUUCAUAUGGAGAAGAUGGAUAUAGGACAGAAAUCCCCCACAAUGAUGCAGAAGAAACGGGCAGACGGGUGAGAACUACAGUCACUAUGAGAGAAUAUUACGCAUUUCGCUUUCAGCAGAGAGAAAAGGAGGCCAGAACAAGAUUCCAAUUGGGAAGACUAAACCAACAACAAGUAGUUGAUGCCUUCACAUGCAUCCAAGAAGGUAGAUUAGAAUGGGUAAGAGGCAACCAAAAAAAGCUACGCAAAGAUGUGCUUCGUGGAUUGGCAGAUGUUGUUUCUCGAGGAGACACAACUCCUGCAUCUGUAGGACAGCGUGUGAUACUACCUGCAUCCUUCACGGGAAGCCCGAGAUUCAUGAUUCAAAACUAUCACGAUGCCCUAGCCAUUUGCAGAUGGGCUGGCCCUCCAGAUUUGUUCAUCACUAUGACAUGUAAUCCAAGAUGGCUAGAGGUCAGGGAAUUCUUAUCCUUAAUUCCCGGACAAAAACCAGAAGACCGACCUGAUAUCAUCGCUCGAGUCUUCAAGAUAAAGCUUGAUGAACUGAUGGUGGACCUCACGAAAAGAAAUAUUUGCGGCCGCACUAAAGCAGUGUUAAGUUCUGGUAUCAAUUACACAGAUCCAUUUUUAUUAGUUAUUCUUGAAAUGGCCGGUUGCUGUAAUCUAGGAACAUUGUAUAUGGAUGGAACAAUAUACACAAUCGAGUUCCAAAAACGAGGUCUCCCACAUGUUCAUAUGUUGUUGUUUUUGCAUGAACCGGACAAACUACGGACUGCAGCAGACAUCGAUCGACUGAUUUCAGCAGAACUACCAGACCCGGAAGAGGACCCAGUUGCAUUUGAGGCGAUAGUCCAAUACAUGACUCAUGGACCGUGUGGUAGCUUGAACCCAAAAUGUCCAUGUAUGCAUGAUGGCCAUUGUACAAAGUACUAUCCUAAAGACUUCAACGACGACACAGUCAUUGGAGAAGACGGUUAUCCAGCAUACAGAAGAAGAAACAAUGGUCGGAUAGCAGAAAAAAAUGGCCACACAAUUGAUAACACCUUCAUUGUGCCAUACAAUGUGGACUUGCUGGUGAAGUAUCAAGCACACAUCAACGUUGAAGUAUGCAACAAAUACACAUGUACCAAAUACCUGUUCAAGUACAUGAACAAGGGUCCAGAUAUGGCACUUGCAACAGUUCAAGAAGUCACAGAUAAUGGAAUGCCAGGAGGACAACACGCCAAUCUUGAACCACCUAGAGACGAGAUAAAAUCGUACUUGCAAUGCAGAUAUGUAUCUGCUGCAGAAGCGUGCUGGAGAGUUUUUGGCUUCCCAAUACAAUAUAAGUACCCCCCCAGUUCAACGCUUAAGUUGUCACCUAGAGGAAGAACAGACAGUGAUGUUUGA
Spinacia oleracea (spinach) is the source of this 1938-nucleotide messenger RNA. RefSeq lists its product as uncharacterized. Bases 1 to 1938 code for a protein of 645 amino acids. The transcript has 4 exons. The record is from RefSeq and is a predicted model, not a curated record. NCBI's taxonomy places the organism in Eukaryota, Viridiplantae, Streptophyta, Magnoliopsida, Caryophyllales, Amaranthaceae.